CUCGAGCGGGACGCCACCACCCGUACGGACCACCCGUACGGAGAGGACAGCUUGGCGGCGUGCCACCCGGUCGAGGACGUGUCCGUGCUGAAGCUCGCCCUACGUUGGGCGCGCAACGUAGGAUGAAGCUUCGACCCCGGUGGCUGCUCGGUUCUGCCCUGGCCCUCGCCCUGGCGCUCUGGGCCGCAGGUCUGCUCGACGUGGCCCCACCGUCUCCCGGGAACUGCACCUGCAUCACGCCGGAGCCGGUCUACCCGUUCGGCCCGAGCAGCGCUUCAGUUCCGGACUGCUGCUGCGCGUUCGGCGACCUCGAGCGCUCCAACGCGGAGAGCGUGCACCCACUGCUCCAGCGGGUGGUCGCGACGCCCUUCUUCUCGCACUACGCCAUUUCGCUCUGCUCAGAGUGUGAGCUCUGGCAGGACGACCCGCUCUGCGUGCUGCGCAACUGCUCCGUCUGCCCGUGCGGAGAGGAGGGCGGUGGGCCAGAGCCAGACUGGGCCGUCACCGGCGCCGACGCGCCGUGGAGGGUGACCGGCAGCGCGGCGUGCAGUCAGCAAGAGGACACGCCACUCGACAUCUCGGUGGCGGCUGAGGUGCGGGUUGGCCUGGGCGCGGCGGAGCAGGGCGCGGCGGUGGUGCCCGAGACCGGCGCCGUCGUCGUCAACCUCGCUCUCAAUCCCGAGAGGCAUACGGGCUACGGCGGCGCCUCUGCCGCGAGAGUGUGGAGCGCCAUCCACGGCGAGAAUUGCUUCUCCCCGGCCGGCAGAAGCGGCGGCGGCGGCGGCAGCAACGGCGGCGGCAGCAGCAACGGCGGCAGCAGCGGCGGCGGCGGCGGCGACGGCGGCGGCAGCGGCGGCGGCGGCAGCAGCGGCGGCGGCGGCGACGGCGGCGGCAGCGGCGGCGGCGGCAGCGGCGGCGGCGGCGACGACGAGCUCUGUCUGCUCCCGUCUGAGCAGCGGGUGUACAACCGCGUGCUGUCCGGACUGCACUCCUCCAUCUCGCUGCACAUCGCGCGCACGUACUGCCUGCAGCCAGAGACCGGCGGCGAGUGCCUGCGGUGGGGCGUCAACCGCUCCCUCGCGCAUAGCCGUGUGCUCGCGCACAAGGAGCGGCUCGACAACCUCGGUACGGCGCGCGUGUUUCUUCUUUCACCCGAUGUGUUUCGCUCUCAGGAGCGGCUCGACAACCUCUACGUCGCCUUCGCAGUGAUGCUCCGAGCCGUCGUCAAGGCUGGGGACGCGAUCACGGCUGCGGCGUGCCCCACCAGCUUUGACGAGACGUCGCUGCUCGAGGGCGACGGGGAGGGCCUGCGGCGCGAGAUGCUGCAGGCGCGCUCUUCGAGCACCUCGGCCGCGUCGCGCGGUGCGUGCGCCAGUGAUGACCGGCGCGUGGUUGGCUCGGACUCAGGCGCGGCGCGCGGGUUCGCGACAGCGGUGCGCGUGCUGCUCGCCGACGCCGACGGGCCUGCGCCGGCUCUGACGCGGCAGGAGGCGGUGGCGCUCGUGGUGACGCUCGAGCGGCUCUCUGCGUCGCUCGCGUUUGUGCGGGAGCUCCUCUGAGUACUGAGAGGGCCACGGUGGGGUGGAGGGAGAAGCGAGGCGACGGCCGGUGAGCGGUGUCGGGGUACGUGCGGGUGAGCGUACCGUGUGGGUACCCAGGGAGAGACGUCAGUGAUCUUCAGAGUGCGCCCUGUGUCUUAUGAGAGCGAAGGGGAACACACACACGUACACGUGCGCGAGAUGUGUGGUCGACUGUGAAGACUUGUGCAGAGACUGUCGGAAGUGACAGCGCGCGUGUAAGGUAAGGUAAGGUAAACUUC
Messenger RNA from Emiliania huxleyi CCMP1516, 1819 nucleotides. RefSeq lists its product as hypothetical. Lineage: Eukaryota; Haptophyta; Isochrysidales; Noelaerhabdaceae. The transcript is spliced from 5 exons. Gene Ontology annotation, cellular component: endoplasmic reticulum membrane; endoplasmic reticulum. The coding region runs from base 123 to 1559 and encodes 478 amino acids. Gene Ontology annotation, molecular function: FAD binding; protein-disulfide reductase activity; thiol oxidase activity. The record is from RefSeq and is a predicted model, not a curated record. Gene Ontology annotation, biological process: protein folding in endoplasmic reticulum.